GGUAGGGAUACCGACCCUACCGAGGAGCAGAUGGCAGAAACAGAGAGAAACGACGAGGAGCAGUUCGAAUGCCAGGAACUGCUCGAGUGCCAGGUGCAGGUGGGGGCCCCUGAGGAGGAAGAGCAGGAUGCGGGCCUGGUGCCCGAGGCCGAGGCCGUGGCUGCCAGCUGGAUGCUCAAUUUCCUCUGCCUCUCUCUUUGCCAAGCUUUCCGCGACGGCCGCUCCGAGGACUUCCGCAGGAGCUACAACAGCGCAGAGGCUAUUAUUCAUGGACUAUCCAGUCUAACAGCUUACCAGUUGAGAACGAUAUACAUAUGUCAGUUUUUGACAAGAAUUGCAGCAGGAAAAACCCUUGAUGCACAGUUUGAAAAUGAUGAACGAAUUACACCCUUGGAAUCAGCCCUGAUGAUUUGGGGUUCAAUUGAAAAGGAAUGUGACAAACUUCACGAAGAAAUACAGAAUUUAAUUAAAAUUCAGGCUAUAGCUGUUUGUACGGAAAAUGGCAACUUUAAAGAAGCAGAAGAAGUCUUUGAAAGAAUAUUUGGUGAUCCAAAUUCUUUAUGCCUUUCAAAAGCAAAUUGCUUAUGAUAAUCUCUCAGAAAGAUACAUUUCAUUCCUUUUUUCAACACUUCAGCUACAACCACAUGAUGGAGAAAAUUAAGAGUUAUGUGAAUUAUGUUCUAAGUGAAAAAUCAUCAACCUUUCUAAUGAAGGCAG
Messenger RNA from Symphalangus syndactylus (siamang), 717 nucleotides. Its product is annotated as telomeric repeat-binding factor 1-like. Gene Ontology annotation, cellular component: nuclear telomere cap complex. The record is from RefSeq and is a predicted model, not a curated record. Gene Ontology annotation, molecular function: microtubule binding; ankyrin repeat binding; DNA binding, bending. Gene Ontology annotation, biological process: telomere maintenance via telomerase; negative regulation of telomeric D-loop disassembly; negative regulation of DNA replication. NCBI's taxonomy places the organism in Eukaryota, Metazoa, Chordata, Mammalia, Primates, Hylobatidae.